UGCUCAAAGAAUAUAUUCUUCUCACCGGCGAGCAUAUAUUCCGCCUUUUCUAUUUUACUCGCUGGAACGGCUGGCGAGACAGAGAAGGAAAUCGAGAAAGCUCUUCACGUGACCCACCAAACCGAUCAAACGAAGCUUCACAAUGCGAUUGCAAAAGAUUUGAACAACCUUACUCGCAGCACCCCAGAGACGAAAGUCUGCAUGGCGAAUAAGAUAUUUUUGGAUGAGGGAUUUCCUAUCAAAAGUGCUUACUCGUCGCUUGUUAGUGGGUGCUACUCAGUGACUCCAGAAGGGCUCGCGUUUUCGGACCCAGAGAAAGCUCGAGCCCAUAUAAAUCAGUGGGUGAAAGACAAGACAGAACAAAAAAUAGGUGAACUCUUCCCUGCGAAUAGUAUUAACCACCAAACAAAGAUGGUUAUUGCUAAUGCCGUCUACUUCAAGGGUCUUUGGGAUUUACCUUUUGAGAAGUCCAACACCAAAGAUGACAAAUUUACCCUGUCUGAUGGGAGUAAGAAGGAUGUAAAAUUGAUGUACAAGAAUAUCGAGAAGGCAAUGUACAGUGACUUUGAAGGUAUGGACGCCAAGGCUGUUUGCCUUUCUUUCAAGGAGUCUGGGCUGAGUAUGUUCAUUCUGCUCCCGAAUCGAGAAGACGGACUGCCGCAGUUGUUGAAAAAGCUCUUCACUGUUGGCCCUACCCCCGAUGGCUGUGGGGACAAGCGUUACCUCGAUAUGUUCCUCUCAUCCAUGUAUUAUUAUACGCAAGAAGUCAAUUUAUAUCUUCCGCGGUUCAAAAUAGGUGAAAAUGACCCCUCAAUGAGCCUUAUUGAGAAUAUGCAGAAGUUGGGUGUCAACAAAAUCUUUAGUCAUACCAUCGCUGACUUCUCGGACUUGACUGACUUAAAAAACCUUUGUGUGUCUUCGAUCCUUCAUCGCGCUGUACUGGAGGUGGGUAAUGUUGACGAGGAGGGAGCUGAGGCCGCGGCUGCCACUGGAAUUGGUAUCAUGAUGAUGUGCUUGCCUCCGCCACCGGUUGACUUCAAAGUCACACAUCCAUUUGUGGUUGCCAUAGCCGAUGACGAGGGAUCACCUCUGUUCCUGGGUCAUGUUUCCAACCCAAAGUAG
Dibothriocephalus latus is the source of this 1122-nucleotide messenger RNA. The record is from the annotation of a GenBank genome assembly. NCBI's taxonomy places the organism in Eukaryota, Metazoa, Platyhelminthes, Cestoda, Diphyllobothriidea, Diphyllobothriidae.